Molecule: messenger RNA, 909 nt
Organism: Sphenostylis stenocarpa
Lineage: Eukaryota; Viridiplantae; Streptophyta; Magnoliopsida; Fabales; Fabaceae
Source: the annotation of a GenBank genome assembly
AUGGACGUUUCAGAGCUAGCCAAGAAGCUCGGUCUCUCCAAUUCCAAACUCAUUGUCCGAAAAGCCUCCGAACUCCGUCGCCUCUGCGAUGUCCAGUUCAAUUCAUCCGUCAUUGGAGUCGGCGAGGUUGCGAAAUCUCUAAUUUGCUUGGAAAUCGCAGCCACGAGGCUCGGCGUUCUCUUCGACCGAUCCUCUGCGGUGAGGCUCAGCGGAAUGUCCGAAAGAGCUUACAUUAGAUCCUACAAUUGUCUCCACAACGGCCUUGGUGUCAAGGUGAAGAUAGACGUGCGGGAAUUGGCGAUUCAGUUCGGUUGCGUUCGCAUUAUUCCUCUCGUUCGUGAGGGUCUCAAACUAUAUAAGGAUCGGUUUCUUUCGUCUUUGCCGUCUUCUCGUCGUGCAAGUGCUGAUUUCACGCGUCCAGUGUUCACCGCUGUUGCUUUUUAUUUAUGUGCUAAAAAACACAAGCUCAAAGUGGACAAGCUUAAGUUAAUUGAGCUCUGUGGUACAUCUGAAUCUGAGUUUUCUAGUGUUUCUGCUACUAUGAAGGAUUUGUGUCAUGACGUAUUUGGGGUUGCAAAGGAAAAGAAGGAUGCUAGGGAAGUGCAAUCAAAUCGAGCGUUUUUUCCCCCGUUUUGUGAAGAUUUACUUGAUGCCUUGCCAAAUAAGAGGAAAGCUGAGGAAGGAGGUUAUUUGUCCGAUGAUGGUCCAGAGCAUUUUGGUUGGAAAUUUGCUUUUUCAAGUUAUAAAAAACGCAAACAAAUGGAAAAACGUGACUAUGAGAAGUGGAAAUCUUCAGUUGUUACAUCCAAUGAACAGAACAAGACAGAAGUCCCUUGUAACCGAACCAAACAAACUCGUCUCAACUUUAUCAAGAAAUCUUCCGAUACUCAGGAGUUAGAGGCCAUGUGA